Molecule: messenger RNA, 555 nt
Organism: Papaver somniferum (opium poppy)
Lineage: Eukaryota; Viridiplantae; Streptophyta; Magnoliopsida; Ranunculales; Papaveraceae
Product: zinc finger CCCH domain-containing protein 1-like
Exons: 1
Coding region: 1-555 (184 amino acids)
Biological process (GO): snoRNA splicing
Cellular component (GO): U2-type spliceosomal complex
Molecular function (GO): metal ion binding
Source: RefSeq, a predicted model, not a curated record
AUGGCGGAUUCUGAACCUUCAAAGGAACCGGUGAGUAGUUUCUUUCGAAAACCAUCUAAGAACAAAAACAUAAGAAAGCAAAAGAAUGAGGGUGAAAAGGAAGAGAAAGAAGAAGAUUUUAAAGGUUCUUCAGUAAUCAUUCAAAAACCCAAAUCGGCUCCAAAAGCUGAUAUUAAGUUACAUUUUUCGACUGGGACAUUGACAAAACAAUUGGCUGAAACAAAUCAAGAAGCUGCUGAGUCUAGGAGAUUUUAUUUUGAUUCGUCGAAAGAAAUUCAGGUUCAACACGAUAGCAGAGCUACAGCGGCGUAUACAGUUUCUGGUGAGAAAGCCGGUGGAGCACAUGGACCACUUAGGGCUUCUACUCAUAUUAGGACGUCUACAAGGUGGGAUUAUCGACCAGAUAUAUGUAAGGAUUAUAAGCAGACUGGGUAUUGUGGGUUUGGGGAUUCUUGUAAGUUUGUGCAUGAUGGAGGAGAUUAUAAGUCUGGAUGGCAGACGGAGAGAGAAUGGGAGGAAGCUGAGAAGAUUCGAAAGAGGAAUUUAGCUUUAUAA